This is a messenger RNA of Gossypium arboreum, 1881 nucleotides long. RefSeq names its product polyprotein of EF-Ts, chloroplastic-like. The transcript is spliced from 2 exons. Lineage: Eukaryota; Viridiplantae; Streptophyta; Magnoliopsida; Malvales; Malvaceae. Bases 236 to 1762 code for a protein of 508 amino acids. The record is from RefSeq and is a predicted model, not a curated record. Gene Ontology annotation, biological process: translation. Gene Ontology annotation, molecular function: mRNA binding; structural constituent of ribosome.
UUUUCUUUUUCCUAUCCAUUAAUGGAAAAAAUAGAUAAGGAUUUAAAGGCUAAAGCCCAACCUUUCCAUUUCUGAUGAAUAGCAAGCAGUAGGCUUUUCUCUUGUACUCAUUUUCAUUUAGUUCACUUCUGAAAAAUUUCCCCAGAAAGCUUUAUCUCUUUAAAAAAAAAAAAAAAGGUGAAGAUACAGAUGCAGCACUUAUUUUAGUGCAGAUUGUACUUCGAUUUUCGCCACUAUGACUCCUGUGAUCCUGUGUUCUAUUAGCAAUGCUACACUUAUUCUCGGUGCUGCCUGUUCGGUAAGGAAGAACACUAGUUUAACGAGAUGCAGUUCCUCAAGGAGACACACAAGAUAUGCUCUACCCUCACAUAGUUUUAUCCUACCUUUGUCAACCAGCGUUACAUCAUUUCCGCAAUACAGAACAGGGUAUUCUUUGAAUGGAAAACCAGGAACCUGUAUAUCUGCAACUGGGACUGAUGUACCAGUGGAGCAAUCUGAUUCUCCCGUAGAUGCAGUUGAAACAAGUAGUGAAAAAUCAGAUUCUAAUGAUGCACCAAUACAGUCCAAACGAACGAGAUCUGUAAGGAAAAGUGAGAUGCCGCCUGUUAAGGACGAGGAGCUUAUUCCUGGUGCAAUGUUUACCGGGAAAGUAAGAUCAAUCCAACCAUUUGGUGCUUUUGUUGAUUUCGGGGCUUUCACGGAUGGACUGGUGCAUGUUUCUAGGCUAAGCGAUAGCUUUGUUAAGGAUGUUGCGAGUGUUGUUUCAGUUGGACAAGAGGUAAAGGUGAGGUUAGUUGAAGUAAACACCGAGAGUGGGAGGAUAUCGCUUUUGCGUGAAAAUGAUGAUGCUAGUAAACGGCAGCCACAAAAAGACGGUCCUUCCGGGACUGACAGGGCCAGGCCAGCUAGGAAGAAUGCUUCAAGGCCUGGCCAGAAAAAGGAGCCGAUGAGAAGCUCGAAAUUUGUCAAGGGACAAGACCUUGGCGGAACGGUUAAGAAUUUAACUCGGUCAGGUGCUUUCAUAUCACUUCCCGAGGGGGAAGAAGGAUUCUUGCCUACAUCGGAAGAAUCCGAUGAUGGAAUUAUGAGCAUGAUGGGAGGGCCAUCAUUGCAGGUUGGCCAAGAAGUCAAAGUCCGUGUGUUGCGCAUCACACGGGGACAAGUAACCUUGACGAUGAAGAAAGAAGAGGACAAUGAUAACUUGGACUCGCAGCUCAGCCAAGGUGUGGUGUACACUGCAACGAAUCCCUUCAUGCUAGCUUUCCAUAAUAACAAGGAGAUUGCUGCGUUUUUGGAUCAGAGAGAAAAGCCGGAGAAAAUUGAGGUUCAAACGGUCGCUGGUGCUACUGCAGCAGGUGAACUGGUUGAAAAGGAAACGGAUACAGUUGCCAAUAUCGCAAACAAGGAGGAAACCAUAGAUAAGGAAACAGAGGAGAGUUCUGAAGUUUCAUCUCCUGAUAGUAGCGCAGAAGUUCCACUAGUAGAUGUGGUGGAAAGCGAUGAAACUUUGGGAUCAUCCGGAGAAAUAGUCGAUCAAGUUACGACUUCAGAAAGUUCAGUUGUUGGUGAAGAUUCCGAUGCAAAGGAUGAAGUACAAGUAGAAACACUCGUGACGGAGGAUAAAAUCCCAUCUGCCACAUCAGUUCAAGAUGAUGAAGUUGGAGCUAUUCCCAAGGAAAAUGGAAGUGUUGGCAGCACGUAUGUACAACCCGAUGUUCCUGAUUUGAAGGAUGUCGUAGGUAGAUAUCCACGACACUGCUAGCAAACUAAUAUUAGGAAAAUUUCAUUCAGCAUGUUCGUAACACUGCACCAAAAUGAUGACAGGAAACUGAACAUCUGUGAUUCUGCAUAUAAUAAACAAAGGCAUUAAUAUUAUCUAAA